Penicillium cinerascens is the source of this 1848-nucleotide messenger RNA. RefSeq names its product hexokinase family protein. Gene Ontology annotation, molecular function: D-glucose binding; glucokinase activity; mannokinase activity. The record is from RefSeq and is a predicted model, not a curated record. Lineage: Eukaryota; Fungi; Ascomycota; Eurotiomycetes; Eurotiales; Aspergillaceae. The transcript is spliced from 2 exons. The coding region runs from base 1 to 1848 and encodes 615 amino acids. Gene Ontology annotation, biological process: intracellular glucose homeostasis; glucose 6-phosphate metabolic process; glycolytic process. Gene Ontology annotation, cellular component: cytosol; mitochondrion.
AUGGCAUCCGUCAAUUCAAUAUCCGAGAAGGACAAUGACGAGGAGCGUGACACCAUGCAGGACGACGUGAUGGAGGACGAGUACCAAGAGGAUAUCAGCUUGGAGCUGGAUGCUUCGCAACGGGAAUACCUGGAGUAUCACCAGCGACUCGACGACUUCCUAUCACCCCUGUUUUUAGAAGAGGCGGUGUUGUACAGACUCGCGCGCCGCUUCUCCGGUACAUACCGCCAUUUGGCCCUGACUUCGGAUCAGCAAUUUUUGCCGACACCCGUGACUCAGCUGCCCACGGGCGAAGAAACGGGGCGAUAUCUGGCCAUUGAUGUGGGUGGCAGUAAUCUCCGAGUUGCGUUCAUCGAAUUACUAGGUGAGGCUGUUGACUCCGAUGUGCGGCCCACGGAUGCCUCGGAGAGGUCGCGCCACACUAUUCGCAAGGCCCAGCGCCAGCGAGUCAAGAGGACUUUGGAGCGAGCCUGGCCGAUUCAGGAGCAUCUGAAAAUGGACAAGGCCGAGGACUUGUUUGCGUGGAUUGGGGACUGCAUCGCUGAGGUUGUGGCGGAGAGUCUGACUUCGGAUGCUACCAGGAAAGACAUCCCUGCAGAAUUGGAUAUGGGCAUCACCUUCAGUUUCCCAAUCAUGCAAGAAUCGCUGGCUGAGGCUACGCUGAUGCCCAUGGGUAAAGGCUUUGCUAUCACAUCUAACCUCGACCUGCGGAACAUUCUUUUGAAUGGAUACGAGAAGCACACAAGGAGACCAGACGAUGAAGAUGAGCCUUCAUCCAAACGUCGGAAGCUCUUUGCUCUGCCCAAGUUGAAGAUCCAGGCUAUCACGAACGACACUGUUGCGACGCUGGCCUCGCUCGCAUACGCAGUCAAGUCUUUACCAAACAGCCGAGUCGCCAUGGGUAUUAUUGUGGGUACUGGAUGUAACGCGACCAUUCCGAUGAAACUCAGUGAACUACACGAAUCCAAGGCCAAGAGCGUCAAUGCUAUGGAGCCGUCGGCCGUCGAAACCAUAGUGAACACCGAAUGGACCAUUUCCGGUGCAGCACCACCGCUUCGAGAACUGGCUAUUACGACCAAAUGGGACGAAGAGCUAGAUAGGGCUUGUGCACGCCCAGGGUUCCAGCCAUUCGAAUACAUGACCGGAGGUCGAUAUAUCGGCGAGCUGAUUCGCUUAAUUCUGUUCGACUAUCUGACCAACGUGGCGGGUCUGUCGAAACGGUUUCUCCCUGCAAAUCUCAUUCAAGAAUACGCCUUGACAACAACCUACAUCUCCGACAACGUGGCCCGAGCCCGAUCCGACCAAGACCUCGCAAAGGAACUAAACCGAUCUCUUCCAACACCCGAGAGCAGCGACUGGCGCUGGGACGCCCGCACCGCUAGCGCAUUCCGAAAAAUUGCUCGAACAGUGCAGAGACGAUCGGCCGGUCUGAUCGCAGCAGCCGUGAUCGGCCUGCUAGCCUGCUGCCGAGAAAUCGAGCUGAAGGAAGACAGCAAUAGCAACACACCCGAGAACCCCGCCUCACCCCAGAGCAACGGCGAGAUGCGCGCCCCCGACGCAGCCGCUGCGCCGAACUUCCGCAGCAACAAUUUCCACGGCCACAUCGUCCCAGUCCUGCAACCCACACCGGCAGACUGGCAGUCUGGCCCUGAGGAACUGGUUGUGGCCUACACGGGCGGUAUUAUCCAGCACUACCCGCAAUUCAAGGAGAUGUGCCAGCAACACAUCGAUCGGCUUAUUAUGCGGACUGGUCCGCAACGGGGAGGGAAGUCGGUGUUUCUACGAGAAGCCUCUGACGGUGGUGUCAUUGGUGCAGGCGUUCUGGCUGGAAUGGUUGUUAGCAAGUAG